Molecule: messenger RNA, 1075 nt
Organism: Myotis davidii
Lineage: Eukaryota; Metazoa; Chordata; Mammalia; Chiroptera; Vespertilionidae
Product: mas-related G-protein coupled receptor member X1-like
Exons: 1
Coding region: 1-1002 (333 amino acids)
Biological process (GO): G protein-coupled receptor signaling pathway
Cellular component (GO): membrane
Molecular function (GO): G protein-coupled receptor activity
Source: RefSeq, a predicted model, not a curated record
AUGGAUAUGACUGUCACAGCCGGGGAGACCAACCUCACACCAAUCAAUGGAAGUGAUCAGGCCUUUCAUCAAUAUUAUACAGAGCUCCUCAUCCUGCAAUUACUGACAGGCAUCGUGGCCCUGGUUGGACUGGCAGGCAACGUGGUGGUGCUCUGGCUGCUGGGCUUCCGCAUGCGCAGGAACUCCUUCUCUGUCUACAUCCUCAACCUGGCGGGAGCCGACUUCCUCUUCCUCUGCUACCGAUUCAUACACAGUCUAGUUUUAGUUUUCGACUUUGAUUUUGUCAAUGAAGUAAUUAACAGAUUUCUCUCCCCUGUGUCAAUCUUUGCCUACAUCUCAGGCCUGAGCUUUCUCAGCGCCAUCAGCACGGAACGCUGCAUAUCUGUCUUGUGGCCCAUCUGGUACCGCUGCCGCCGCCCCAGACACUUGUCCGCCAUAAUAUGUGCCCUGCUCUGGGCCUUGUCCCUGCUGCUGAGCAUGCUGGAAGGGAACUACUGUGGCUUCUUUAGUUUGGAUGAGCCCAAUGUUGGAUUUCAUGUUUGGUGCCCAAUGUUGGAUUUCAUCUCUGCGGCGUGGCUGAUUUUGUUAUUUGUGCUUCUCUCUGGCUCUAGUUUGGCCCUGGUGACCAGACUGCUGUGUGGCUCCCAUCGGUUGCCGCCCACCAGGCUCUACUUGACCGUCAUGAUCACGGUGCUGGUCUUCCUCCUCUGUGGCCUGCCCUUCGGCAUCUACUGGUUCCUCAUAGUCUGGUUUCCAAAUGAAUUUAAUGCCCUCUUUCAUGUUUUCCUGAUGGUAGUACUUCUGUCCUGUAUCAACAGCUGUGCCAACCCCAUCGUUUACUUCUUCGUUGGCUCCUUCAGGCAGCGAUGGUGGAAGGGGAGACACACCCUGAGGCUGGUUCUCCAGAGGGCUCUGCAGGACACUCCUGAGGUGGAUGAACCUGGAGAAAGCCUUCCUGGGGAAACCCUGGCCAUGUCGGGAAGCAGUCUGGGGCAGGGAUGAGAGCCUCUGUCCUGAUAAGUCUGGAGUAACUUUGAGACUCACUGCUGCCCUGCCAGGCUUGGAAAAUAUCUAG